Molecule: messenger RNA, 1912 nt
Organism: Corvus hawaiiensis (hawaiian crow)
Lineage: Eukaryota; Metazoa; Chordata; Aves; Passeriformes; Corvidae
Gene: SEC13
Product: SEC13 homolog, nuclear pore and COPII coat complex component
Exons: 9
Coding region: 205-1167 (320 amino acids)
Biological process (GO): COPII-coated vesicle budding; protein import into nucleus; positive regulation of TOR signaling
Cellular component (GO): nuclear pore outer ring; COPII vesicle coat
Molecular function (GO): structural molecule activity; protein binding
Source: RefSeq, a predicted model, not a curated record
UCCAAAUCUCAGGGCUCCUGCACACCCGCUCCUGGCGCGGAGGGACCCCCGGUGGGAAGGGGCCCCUCUCUGGGCAGCCCCCUCUUCCCAGGGCCCCGAGGCGCCCUUCGCGGGUGGCUGCCGCCCGCAGGGCCCGUCCCGUGCCGCAGUGCCACACCUGAAGUCCUUGUCGGUGGAGGUCAUCUUCUCCAGCAGGCUGGAGAUAUGGUCUCGGUCAUUAACACCGUGGACACGUCCCACGAGGACAUGAUUCACGAUGCACAGAUGGAUUACUACGGCACGCGCCUGGCGACCUGCUCCUCGGACCGAUCCGUGAAGAUCUUCGACGUCCGGAAUGGAGGGCAGAUCCUCAUUGCAGACCUGAGGGGGCACGAAGGUCCCGUGUGGCAGGUUGCCUGGGCUCAUCCUAUGUAUGGGAAUAUCUUGGCUUCCUGUUCCUAUGACAGGAAGGUUAUUAUCUGGAAGGAAGAAAAUGGCACUUGGGAAAAGACCUAUGAGUACACGGGACAUGAUUCCUCAGUGAAUUCUGUCUGCUGGGCACCACACGACUAUGGACUGAUCCUGGCCUGUGGGAGCUCUGAUGGGGCCAUUUCCUUGUUGAGCUACACGGGUGAUGGGCAGUGGGAAGUCAAAAAGAUCAGCAAUGCACACACGAUUGGAUGUAAUGCAGUUAGCUGGGCUCCUGCUGUUGUACCAGGGAGCCUUAUAGAACAACCUUCUGGUCAAAAGCCGAACUACAUCAAACGAUUUGCAUCUGGUGGCUGUGACAACCUGGUCAAGAUCUGGAAGGAAGAAGACGGUCAGUGGAAAGAAGAGCAGAAGCUGGAGGCUCACAGUGACUGGGUGCGAGACGUGGCCUGGGCUCCAUCCAUAGGUUUGCCAACCAGCACCAUUGCUAGCUGCUCACAGGAUGGCCGAGUGUUUAUCUGGACGUGUGAUGAUGCCUCUGGAAACUCCUGGUCGCCAAAGCUGCUGCACAAGUUCAAUGAUGUUGUCUGGCAUGUGAGCUGGUCCAUCACUGCCAAUAUCCUUGCAGUGUCUGGAGGAGACAACAAAGUGACACUGUGGAAGGAGUCGGUGGACGGACUGUGGGCGUGUAUCAGCGACGUGAACAAGGGCCAAGGAGGGGUGUCUGCUGUGAUAGAAGGGCAGCAGAAUGAGCAGUGAUGCACAGCGGAGUACUCCAGCUGCAACAAGUGAUCAUUGUCCCUAAUUUGCAAUGUGUCUUUAGCUGGAUGAGAACUGAUUUUAUCUAAACUGGACAUGAACAUGGGAAACAAUUAUCCAAUUUUAUGAGCACUCUAAAACUAUUACUGAGAGGCUACAAUAUGUUGAUAAUCAGCCUUAAUUGACAUUCCCUUAAAGUAAACAGUAUAGCCAAGUACUGUUCUUGAUACUACUCCUUGAUACUGUAAGAAUUAUUCCCUGCUUUUCUGGUUCAGGAGUCAAAUUUGAUUGGAUGCGCUGUGCUCAGAGUUCAAGCACUUGAACAGAACGGGGGAAGCUGUUAAAAUGAUGAGGUGUGAACUCUUAUGCAAGGGGACAAAUACUCUGUGCCCUCAAAGGCCAGAACUUUGCUUCAAGUGAGGGAAAGGGCUGGUGGAGUUCUCGGGUUAGCUGGUAGCGUGCUAGCUAGCCCUGCUGGUAACAGUGAUGUUGUACUUGUGUCUUUCUGCAAAUAAUGUGCUUGGCCACGUGAAAGUCUCUUUGCUUUCUUGAAGAUGAAAAGGAGUAGUGGAAUGCAUAUGUCUUCUGCUUUACAGUAAUUUCAAACUUGGUUAUUUCACCAACAUCAAUAAAUCAAACCAUGGUUUGAAGGUUUAUUUUUUUAGUCACACUUCUGUACUGUACCUCAGUUGUUUGGAUUUUUUUUUGUUGAGAUACCAACAGAAUAAAGUCCUAUUGGUUAAAA